UGAUAAUAAUAUGGCUUGCAUUUCAACAGGAUUUCUUGAGUGUAGGUGAAAUGGGGUGACCUAGUCCUAGUACAGAAAAUUGUUUAUGUACUUAGGGUGUCAUCUCUGAGUGUCACCAUGGCGACAGGGUCAUUUCACACCGCUAUUCAGAGGGUGAAAUGAGAAAAGAAAGAGAAACAUUUAAACAGAAACAGUUGUGAUUAACAGGACGUGGAUGGGCACACACACCCACACACACAGCCACAGCCACAGCCACUGAAGCAGCUGCCAUGGGAAUUUGGAGCAGAGCAGAGCAUUCCCCAUUUGUUUCUGGCUUUAUUUUAUUGGAAGUGUUGUCCAGAAUUGGUGACACAAGUCAAGCCAUGAUUCUUCUCAUCCUUAAUUGGGCUGUUUAGCUUUAUGAUCUUAAUGAUCAAACAGAUACACUUGAUAGCUACAGCCAGACAACUCUCAGUAUAAUCUCUCUGGUCUCAGAAUAUUGGGUGAAAGUUUGACCUAGAACAUUAGUGUCAGAAGGGUUCAGCUUCAAAGAUUUUUUAGUCCCAAACUCCCUAAAAUGGGAUAUGUUAACUGAAGAUAUUCUAGGCCCUAGAGUAAAUGUGAUAAAUUAACCCUUGAAUUUUGUAGAAGAAACCUUUAUUCAGUCACUUUUUUUCAUAUUAAAUGGAUGCAUCAGAGUAGAAUGCAAAAUGUGUUAAAUUUUAAAGGUUAAAAUAUAAGUUGUCAACAAGAUUACCUUUGAGAAAGAUACUUUAAGUUGGGCCUCAGGAGACCCUUCCAGUUUUUUCUCCUCUGUUCCUGAAAAGACCCAAAUGCAUUUGAUUUUUCAUUCAUUCAAAGCUCAAGUGAAAUAGUCACUGGCUACCCUGUUCAGAGAGUUGGGGAUUGUAUGAGGAUAUAACGAAACACUAGAACCUUGAGUAAACUAGCCAUUAUCCAAUAAGCAGUUAAAUUGUAAAUGUUUGAAAAACCUCAGAGAAUUAUCAAGAGGAAUUUUGCUCUUGGUUUUGAAGAAUGCAUGUAAGUCCCUUUUCUCGUAAGUAAACAGUGAAUUAUAAGUAAUUCCAGGUAUAAGAAGAAAAACUUCAUUAGUAUAGAUGAUGAGAGCCCUUCUGGCUCAAGGAACUCUGUAGUCCUUUGUGUGUGGGCCUCAGUCGUGAGUGCUCUUGAAGAUACGGGCAUGUACUUGAGUUAAUUCCUUUGCUGUAGAAUAAUUAUGGUAAAGAUUAUGAAUUGUUUGUAACCGAGGCUUUAAAAAGUAUUUUCAUCAUGAGUUCUAGUAAGAACUUUUUAGUGUUCUUUACCUCGUCAUGGGUAUUUCAGUAGAAAUAAGUUGCUAUUCCACAGUUUGACCACUGGGGGGAUGUAGGUUAUUUUCAUUUUUUGUAUCAAAGUCUGAAUAUAACUUGUGUAAGUACUUCUGUGGAACCAGUUUAGCUCAACCUCAAAUAAGCAGAUUUCAGGUUAAGAAGUUUUAAGUAAAUCCCUGUGCCACCUUUAAAAGCUUUUUAAUACUUAAUCGCCUAAGUCUCAUAUACUUAGGGGAUCAGUAGUGAAAAGAAACAAAGAUGUGUAUUUUACUAGCAUCAUUAUCAGCUGUGGAGUCUAAACAAGAUUCUGACUCUCCUGACUAGCAUUUUAGCUUUGUUUCUCCAAGAUAGACCUUUUCUUGAAAGAUUUAAGUCUAGGAAAAGUAAAAAGUAGUCUUUCUUGACUACUUACCAUUUAUUAUCUUUGCCUGUAGAGGAAAAGUUUGACAGUACAGUAACAUUUUUCUCUGAAAAACCAUAUGGAUAAUUAAGAAUUAUUCAUUGUAAUUUUAACUUUUAUUGACCAAGUCCAAAAAGUGCCACCACUCAAAUGAUGGGCUGGAACCAGAAUGUCAGGUACUAGCUGGGAGUCAGGUGAUCCACAGUCACAGCUAGGGGAAGCUGGAGGUGUGUGCCUCUUACAUAAUUGGUGUUUGGAAGAUGCGCUCACCCUGUCUGGGUCCAUGGUGCAUGUUCACUUGCAGUCAGAACAUUCUGUGAGUCAUCAAUCCAAACAAACAGUGAAAUGAUACCAAGACUUAAGAGAAAACUGAAGUGACUGGCCUAGGGGUUGAUUAUUGUGUAAGAGGUGUUUGAAGUGAAGGUUGCCCGAACAGAGGUCAUACCCACUAAUCUUAGGCUCUUGCCUCUCUUCUCUUGUUAGCCCUUUCUCUUUCCUUCUGGUCAACCACCAUCCUCCUUUCCCUAGCACUUUCUCUUCCGGUCUCAGCAUGGCAUUAUGGGAGAAAGCACCAAACCAGAAAUCAGGUCCAACUAAAUGGGUGGCCUUGGGCUAACUGCCUGAUGUCUCUGUAUGCCUCAGUUUACUCAUUUUUAAAAUGAAGUUUUUAUUUUUCCCUUUUUCCAGUAUCUUUAUCCCACCAUUUACCUUUCUUAACAGUUUUCCCCUUUUCUUGUCAUUCCACCUGUGUAUUUUCUCAUCACUUCCCAGUUUUAUUUCCUCUGUUUUUCCUUUUUAACCCCUUUCUCAUUUUCUUAUGUAGUUUUUCCUUAAUCUUCUUUUUCGUUCUCUUUUAUUUGCUUCUCCCUCUCCCCGAUGUCUUAUUUCCCAUUGGUAGCACCCCAAUAUCAGUUUUUUUUUCUUACUGCCGUCUGAUGCCAGGGAUCUAGAACUAUAAUAGGACAUAGAGGAAGAGGUUUAAAUUGUUAUAUGUUUAAUCUUUAGGCCAAAAAAAAAAAAACCACACUUCUCUUUUAAACAGAGGAAUUUGUGUUAACUGUUAUAUACUGAGUUAGAUAAUAAGCACCAGUGGGCAUCAUGUACUCCAGGCACACAUUAAUAUCUGUAGGUUGGGCAGCAAGCAGUGUAACCUACUGAAUCAAGCCAAAUUUUUGCCACUUCUCAUAUUGGUGAAUUUAGUUUUAAAUUCUGCCAUUUAAUAUUUUUAUUAUAUGGAUCUUAGCAAUAUAUUGCUGUGGUAAACCUUACCCGCCUCCCCUUACUUGGUCAAACAUUUGUAAAUACUGUCUUUUUGUGAUGUUUAGACAUAGAAAAAAAAGGUUAAUAAUUUGAACAUUAAAUACAUGAGGAUCAGCUAGUAUAUUGUUGAUGAAUUAACACAAUACUUCCAUGGAAUGAUUAAAAAUCCUGUCUUCAUUUCUUCAUUAGUAGAACUUCAACUAAACAUCCUUUUUCUCAAGAUUGUCUCAGGGCCCUACAGUAGUGCUUUGUCCAAUAGAAAUAUAAUGGGAGCCGUUUAUGUAAUUUUAAAUUACAUAAAGUAAAAAGAAAAGAAAAAAACAGGUAAAAUAUAAUUUUGAGAGUAUAUCAUAUUCAACAUGUCCAAAAUAGUAUCGUUUUAACAUGUAUGUAUAAAAAAUUAGAUUAUUUCACUUUUUUUUAAUUCUAGGUAUAGUAUUCUAUACUUACAGCACAUCUCAGUUGGUUCUAGCAACAUUAUAGAUAUAGCCACAUGUGGUUGAUGGCUAAUUGUAAGGAACAUCACAGCCCUAGACAACUGUAUUGAGUAAAAUAGUAUACAUAUGUUGAUUUACAGAAAGGUAGAAAGGAAAUACCAGGAAUGUUUGAUUUUUACAGUGGUUCAAUGUCAUACUCUUCAUUGUUGUACUACAGGUUAAUAUAUAACAAUAUAAUUAAUAAUAUGUUAACAUAUAAUUUAUUAUAAAUUUUUCAUUAUUUACAGGGCUGAGUACACUAUCUUCCAUUCAGAAAUUGUGAAAAUAAAUUGGGUCAUGCCAAUAUGACAAAAAAUUGUUGGUUACUGAGUUCUAGAAAGCAUGUGUAACCUGCUGUCUUUGGGAAGCUUGUUGAUGCUUAGAAAAUAUAUGAAAACUAUUUUCCCUUAAAUGAUUGUAUAAGAUUAUUUCUCUAUAAGUAUAGUUGUUUUUAUUUCUAAAAACGAGGAUGUGAUUGAUUUGGAGAAUCAUUAACUCAAUCCGUGUCCUGUGUGAUGGAAGCUGUAGGGACCGUCAUGUGAUUGGGCAGGACUUGGUACCUAUCAGUGUAAACACAUGGCACAGCCUGUCCCAUGCCCCUCCUUAUCUUCUUUAGAGAGAAGGGGUUGAGGUGUUUUGAGCAAAUCUUACUGGUAAAGACGUUGUAGGUAUUGCUUUUUUUUUUUAAAGAACCAUUUCCUUUCAGUUUUAGCCAUAUUACUGUGUGUGCAAACGGUUUGUACUCAGUUUGUCAGCAGAGUGGCUUUCCGUUUUGAUAAUUUAGAACUGUAACUUUGUCUCUGAAAAAAAGACAUGAUAAGCUAGUUCAGUUUUAAGAUGUUUUACUUAGAAGAUGAUAGUACAGAUGAAGAGAAGAAGGUUCGUGAAGGCCUAUUAAGUGAAACUGAAGGUGUUUGCCAUGGAAAGGCCCCUGCUGGUAUCCUGUUUCAAACCAUGAAUUAUGUGGGACAGCUGGCUGGGCAGGUGAUUGUCACUGUGAAGGAACUCUACAAGGGCAUUAACCAAGCUACUUUGUCUGGCUGCAUCGAUGUCAUUGUGGUGCGACAGCAGGAUGGCACCUAUCAGUGUUCGCCUUUUCACGUUCGAUUUGGGAAGCUGGGAGUCCUGAGAUCCAAAGAGAAAGUGAUUGAUAUAGAAAUCAAUGGCGAUGCAGUGGAUCUUCACAUGAAAUUGGGUGACAAUGGGGAAGCUUUCUUUGUGGAGGAGACUGAAGAGGAAUAUGAAAAGCUUCCUGCCUACCUUGCCACCUCACCAAUUCCUACUGAAGAUCAGUUCUUUAAAGAUAUCGAUACUCCUUUGAUGAAAUCUGGUGGAAAUGAAAGACCAUCUCAGAGUUCAGACAUCUCCCACAUGUUGGAAACGGAAACAGUUUUCACUUCAAGUUCUGUGAAAAAGAAAAAACGAAGGAGAAAGAAAUGCAAACAGGACAGUAAGAAGGAAGACCAGACCGCUUCUCCUGCUGCAGAAGAUACCGUGGAUGUGGAAAUGAGCUCUGACGAUGACAAGGGGGCCCAGUCAGCAAGAGGAUCUUCAAAUGCUUCCUUAAAGGAAGAUGAAUUUAAGGAGCCUUUGCUCUUCCAUUCUGGGGACCAUUACCCCUUAUCUGAUGGAGACUGGUCCCCUUUAGACAACCCCUAUUCCCCAACAGCAGUGUGUCCUAAGAGUGAUUCAGAGCUGGAGGUGAAACCUGCCGAGAGCCUGCUCAGAUCGGAGUCCCACAUGGAGUGGACGUGGGGAGGGUUCCCAGAGUCCACCAAGGUCAGCAAAAGAGAGAGAUCUGAUCAUCAUCCUAGGACAGCUACAAUUACACCAUCAGAAAAUACCCACUUUCGGGUAAUUCCCAGUGAGGAGAACCUCAUAAGUGAAGUUGAAAAAGAUGCUUCCAUGGGAGAAACGGUCUGUACCAUAGUGAAACCCAAACCUAGAGCCCCGUGUAAGCAGAUGAGCAGUGCAACUUCUGCUGCAGAACUUCUCGAACCUCCCCUGGAGCCUCCUCAGAUUUCAUCUAUGUUAGAUGCAGACCACCUUCCUAAUCCAUCAUUAGUGGAGGCUACCUCAGAAUCAAAACCUGCAGCUAAAGUAGACUCACCAUCAAAGAAGAAAGGUGUCCACAAGAGAAGCCAACACCAAGGACCUGAUGAUAUUUACCUGGAUGACUUAAAGGCUCUAGAACCUGAAGUUGCAGCCCUCUACUUCCCUAAAAGUGAAUCGGACCCUGGCUCCCGGCAGUGGCCUGAGUCUGACACGCUCUCUGGCUCCCAGUCCCCACAGUCCGUUGGAAGUGCGGCUGCAGAUAGCGGCACCGAGUGCCUCUCAGAUUCUGCCAUGGACUUGCCUGAUGUCACCCUCUCUCUUUGUGGGGGUCUCAGUGAGAACGGAGAAAUUUCCAAAGAAAAAUUCAUGGAGCAUAUCAUUACUUAUCAUGAAUUUGCAGAAAACCCUGGACUUAUAGACAAUCCUAACCUUGUAAUACGGAUCUAUAACCGUUACUAUAACUGGGCUUUGGCUGCUCCCAUGAUCCUUAGCUUGCAAGUAUUCCAGAAGAGUCUGCCGAAGGCCACAGUUGAGUCCUGGGUCAAAGAUAAGAUGCCAAAGAAAUCUGGUCGCUGGUGGUUUUGGCGUAAGAGAGAAAGCAUGACCAAACAGCUGCCAGAGGCCAAGGAAGGAAAAUCCGAGGUACCGCCAACCAGUGACCUGCCAUCAAGUGCAAAGGAGCCAGCCAGUGGCAGGCCAGCUGAGGAUGACUCAUCCAGUGAUGAAGGGUCACAGGAGCUCGAAGAAUCCAUCAAAGUGGACCCUGUUCCCACAGAGCCCCCAAGCCAUGGCAGCACAACCUCCUAUAAAAAGUCUCUUCGACUCUCUUCAGACCAAAUUGCAAAACUGAAGCUCCAAGAUGGCCCAAAUGAUGUUGUGUUUAGUAUUACAACCCAAUAUCAAGGUACCUGCCGCUGUGCAGGGACCAUUUACCUGUGGAACUGGAAUGACAAGAUCAUCAUCUCUGAUAUUGACGGAACAAUAACCAAGUCUGAUGCUUUGGGGCAGAUUCUUCCACAGCUGGGUAAAGACUGGACUCAUCAGGGUAUAGCAAAGCUCUACCAUUCCAUCAAUGAGAAUGGCUACAAGUUUCUGUAUUGCUCCGCCCGUGCCAUCGGCAUGGCCGACAUGACCCGUGGCUACCUGCACUGGGUCAAUGACAAGGGCACAAUCUUGCCUCGGGGCCCUCUGAUGUUAUCCCCUAGCAGCUUGUUCUCUGCCUUCCACAGGGAAGUGAUAGAAAAGAAACCAGAGAAAUUCAAAAUAGAGUGUCUAAAUGAUAUCAAGAAUCUGUUUGCCCCCUCUAAGCAGCCCUUCUAUGCCGCCUUUGGAAACCGUCCAAAUGAUGUCUAUGCUUACACGCAAGUUGGAGUUCCAGACUGCAGAAUAUUCACCGUGAACCCCAAGGGUGAAUUAAUACAAGAAAGGACCAAAGGAAACAAGUCAUCGUAUCACAGACUGAGCGAGCUCGUGGAGCACGUGUUCCCACUUCUCAAUAAGGAACAGAAUUCUGCCUUUCCGUGCCCAGAGUUCAGCUCCUUCUGCUAUUGGCGAGACCCGAUCCCCAAAGUGGACCUGGACGACCUGGCGUGAAAUGGCACCUCCAGGGGCGAUCCUCCGUCACUCGCCUCGCAGCAAGGGAAGGUGACCAGCACUUCUGCUGGACAGAGGACACUGGGCUACCCUCCAAGCCACAGGUGCAGAAUGGGACUCAAUGCUGACAGCCAGGCACCAGCAGGCACAGGGAGAGCUCCUGAAGUUGGAAAUGCUGUCAUCCUUCCCCUUCCUAGGCCUGGCAGAGCUGUGGCUCAGUGCCCUGGGCAAGCAGGCAGGGGAGGACUCGGACCUGACCUUGGAGGCCUGGGCUCCUAUCACUGGUCGUCCUCAUACACGCGCUGUGUCAAGUGUGUGCUGGUGCUUCUUUAACUGAAUAAUUUAAAAGGAAGAAAAAAGAAGCUAAAUAAGAGUGGACCAAAACAUGUAUAAAGUAAAAGUGUUAUCGUUUCCACUGGGCAGUUGAGAGUGUUUCUCUCUAAAACCAGGGCCUUCUUUAUGGGAUCAGGGUCCACUGAGCUGCCAAAGGUCCAGUUAGUGAUUGAUGUUGGUUCACACCGCCUAUGCACAUUUCUUCUGUGGGCGCCUCCUUCCCUCCUGUGGUGAGACAAGACACCUGCUCAGGCGGGCUGCUCUGGACAGGGGCCCAGGCCACCGUCCCAGCCCCGCAGAUGUGGGCUUCUGGGGAAGGAAAGUCCCUUAGAUCACCGUCUUCUCAGCUGUGGACAAAGCCAGGACAGACAGGUGUUGCUGGGCCUGCUUGGUGCCUAUAGGAAGAGUACUGCCAACAGCAGAAGUAGAUUGGACAAGUAACUGAUCUGUUUUCAGAGAGGCCUUAGAAAUGCAAAUACAUACUUGUGUGGGGUUCUGGAAGAGUCCUUUUCUCUGCUCUGCCUGCAGCUCAGUUUCUCCGCCUGGUUGUAAUGAGACAUGUCAGUCUCAGAACAGCACCGGGUGGGGGGGGUUCUGCCCCAUCAGCCCCUCCAGAACCGGGAGCCUCAGUGUCAACAGUCACCUCAGUGUUCGAAGCCAGAGAACUGUUGGAGAGGAGGAUUCUGUACACACACACAGGCCUCAGCUGGGAGGGAAGCGGUGAGCCGAGUUCCAGAGCAGCGAGGGGAGCUGCAGAUCCAGGCGCCCGCUGGGGAUGGUUUCCUGUCCCCGUCCCUCUGCCCACCCCCCCACCCCCCGACCCCCCGCGCUUGCCCGUAGUUGUACUGUGGCAUUCGCUCCCCACCCCCCCCCCCCACCGUUUUAGUUGGCCCCACCCCAGUGAUAGUGAUCUAGAGAUGGAGAAAUGGGAGUAGUUAUUUUUCCAGAUUGGAGAGUCGAAGUCCUUUGAGUUCAGCUGUUUCUCCCAGCACUGUUGGAUGCGGUGACAAUGGUAGAGUCCCCUGAACGCAGUUCUCAGUGGCAGAACCUGGAGGCACGUGUUCCCAGAGGAGGAAUGACACCUGCUUCUUCCAGUGCAAACCUGCCCACCUUAAACAGUUCAAAGACUAAUUGUUUAAUGAGUUUAUUUAUGUACAGUAGGUUAGGCAAACUAGGUUAUGUUUAUAUGAAAUUCUGCCCAGUUAGCGAAUCAAAAUCCUGGCAGAGCAGCGUGCCGCUAUUGAUCUCAUAGACGCCACAGCGUGUCCCCCCCAUGUUGGCUUUAGAGGGAGAACAUGAGCUUUUUAGUAGGGCUUCUCUGCACAUGCACGGUACAGAAAAUCUUCUAUACCUUCUGUAGUGCUUUUCAGGUUGUCCUUUAAAGAGUUUUUGAUUAGACAGUUUUUUCCCUUGAUAAGCUCUUCCUUCUGGACACACAGGCUUUGUCAGGGUCCAGGCCAGGAACCCGGGUCUCCCAGCCGUGUGCUGAGGGUGGCAGACCCCUCUGUCCCCGGUAUCCAUAAGCACUAGACUUUGUCAUUUUGUUGCUGCAGAUUGAUCGAUCCAGUGGGUACGUUUGCUAAUUAACGUGAGUCUUUUUCCUUAUUUAAAAGGAGUCCCUCUUGCUGAAAGUAGAUGAUUACUAUCACUAUAGUGUUCUGAAAGUAUUAAGUUUGUGCUGAAACCCAUUGCCAUUUGGUACAAAUGACAUUUGUUCUUUCUGUGAAAGAGCGUUACCCUCGAGUGUGUUUGUACACAGACCCUUACGAUGGUGAGUCAAUGAAGCGUUAGCCUCGCACUGCUUUCGGUGAUGGGUGUUAUCACGGGGUGAUUGCAAGCUGAUCGGGCUUUUCUAAGUCGUUCUCUAGGCUCCCCUGGUGAAACGGCCUUGGCCCGUCUCCCUCUCUCCAGUUCACCCUGACUUGAGUGUUUGUCUUGAUGCCCAUGUGCUGAAGAAGCUUGUCUGGUUGUGUUGUCGACAUCUGCGUCUCUGGCAGGCAUUAGGAAGUGCACGUGCAGGCCCGGAGCUUGCACACUUAGCCCCCCUGUGUGAGGACUGUGUUUGCUGUGCUUUAAAACCAUCUGCAUAGUUUCCAACUAGAAAAAGAAAAAACUUCCUAGUGUGAUGUCCUAAAAUGAAAGCUGCUGAUAAUCACUGGGAGAACAUUCAGGAACAACAGCUACGUGACUGGAAAGUGCCUGUGCCCUGUAGCGACUGCGUGUGGCCCUUUCGGACUUCAUUGUUGAAGGUGUGAGCAAGACCUUUUAAAAACAGGUAGAAAGUAAAUGCUUUCUAGUAAAUGCUAGUUGGUGAAAACAAACUCUUCCAGGAAAUUUUAUCAUCUUUUUAAGUUACUGUGGGAAGCCUUGUUUUCCUCUGCUUUAGAACAUGCUGUGUUUAAUGAAACCGGUUAAAAAUGGAGUUUUUGUUUAAAGUAAGUGCUCUUUCCAGGUGAAAACUAGUUUUUUUGGUUUGAAGGUAAGAAAGGGAGGGGGUAACUUUGUUGUUUUAAUUUAAUAAUUACAUUCAGUCUGUGAUGAAGUAUUUGAUUAUUAGCAAUGCCACUAACAAUUUUUGAGUUGUCAGAAAUUACUUGUAAACAUCAGUAUAGUACUCCGUCACGGCAAAGACAGUUAUCCUAAGAUAAAUGGCUCAUAUUUUGGUGCAGUGUUUGAUGUUCAAAACAAAAUGUUACAACAAUAAACAAAUGUAAACUGAG
Acinonyx jubatus (cheetah) is the source of this 10147-nucleotide messenger RNA. It is a transcript of the gene LPIN2, whose product is annotated as lipin 2. Lineage: Eukaryota; Metazoa; Chordata; Mammalia; Carnivora; Felidae. The record is from RefSeq and is a predicted model, not a curated record. Gene Ontology annotation, biological process: positive regulation of transcription by RNA polymerase II; cellular response to insulin stimulus; fatty acid catabolic process. The transcript is spliced from 20 exons. Gene Ontology annotation, cellular component: endoplasmic reticulum membrane; cytosol; nucleus. The coding region runs from base 4284 to 7094 and encodes 936 amino acids. Gene Ontology annotation, molecular function: transcription coactivator activity; phosphatidate phosphatase activity.